Molecule: messenger RNA, 822 nt
Organism: Ustilago hordei
Lineage: Eukaryota; Fungi; Basidiomycota; Ustilaginomycetes; Ustilaginales; Ustilaginaceae
Exons: 1
Coding region: 1-822 (273 amino acids)
Source: RefSeq, a predicted model, not a curated record
AUGCCUCGUUCCAAUCACCACAAACGCAGUCGGCGACCACGACCCUCCAAACUAGCCCUCACUUUGUCCUUUUUCUUCCUCUCCACUCUCCCCUCCGCUUCCUCCACCACCGCAGUGCAAAGGCGAGACGGUUGGAGACCAGACACAGAACUUCCCGGUGCACCAUUCAUUAUUGGAGAUGGCAAGAAUGAAGGGUCCAAGGUAAAAGGUUACGAUGGAGAGUGGCCUUUAUGGUCUUCCCUGCGCACCGACUCCGCCUCCCCCAACCCAACAUCGAAUCAAGGAAAAGGAGGAUUAGAAGCUAUCGACGCAACUUCACCCAUAUCCGGCACUCCAGCGGGGAACGCGACGAAAUACGUCUGUGCACCGAUCUCCGACUGCAACAGCUGUUCCAAAGACGUCAUUCAUCUGCCUUAUUGCAGACCAUACAAUAACCGUCGUCGAACAGCCUGCGUUCCCAUCUCCCAACCCUCCUCUCCCGAAUCGAUCAAAGCUGCGCUUUCACUCGCUUCUUCAGCCAAAGAUGAAGACGAGGCUGGGGGUAAGAAAGGUGCAAUGUUAGGGUGGGAAGCUUGUGGGAAAUCAGCUAGGCAAGAGGGAAGGGAUUACUUUGAAAUGAUCGCUGUAGUGGCAAGUAUAGCGCUGUUUAGCAUUUGGGCUUUUGUUCAGAGGCAGAAGUUGCUUUUUAGGAGACAGAAUCAGAUGUUGCAGAGUAGAGUUACAGGUCAGAGACGGUUACCUGGGGUAACGGUUCGGUUGGGGCAGGGCGGGCAGAGAGGGAUACGGAAGAAGAGAAGUGCGAGGUUGGGGAGUCGCAUUUGA